AUGGCGGCUCUACCCGAGUCCUACGAAGAGGACUGGGAGCGUCUCAACGCCAAAUCAUGGGAACUGCCUAACUACGGCCCCGGUCCAGACUUUGGCGGGGAACCAUCUAUCGCCAGGACAAUAACGAGCACGCGGAUAAGAGGAGUCCAGAUCAUGAUGAUGAGGAUGGCUUCGAGGAUACGAACUAUGGUUCCCCUCCAGUUGACUAUCCGCCGCACCCCCGACUUCUACAGUGCCCGUAACUGCGUCUUUCCAACCCAGGCAGUUAUCACUGGGGCCAGAACAGGUCAAGCUCAGGCACCGGAGGGGCCAGUCUUGAACGACCGUGGGCCUAACACCAGCAAUUCCAAUACGUCCGCACCAGAGCCGCAUUAUGCGUCGCCACGGUUUCAGUCAAAGAAAGGCAGUUCUGCUUCGACUCAGUCGCAACACAGAGCUAAGAAUCCACCUAACGCACCAGGGCAAAAUGACUCUUAUUCCAAGGCAAAGUGGCGCAAAGGCCUUUCUCCAGAUGCUUCGUAUCGUUUACCUUAUGAGUGCCAAGUGUUUCAAGAAAAGAUUCGACAAGUGACUUCCGGAGAAGCUUCCAAGAUCGACUUUCGCCAGACGAUUAUCGAGGAGACAGAUGCCUAUGUGAGGAUGAGCGCGGGAAACGCCAAACUGGUUCACAUCUGGGGCCGACAAAAUCAGGUUUUGGCGGCCCAGAAUAUGCUUCAGGAUAUGUUGAAUCGGUUAAUGCAGCAGCGGACUUCGGCUAAGGCAUCAUCGCGUUGGACCAAGAUACACGCGCAUUCGAAUACGAAAGUUGCCCAUGCCCGGAUACGGGAAAGCCACCAGGAAAGAUUGUCCGAGAUGCGAAAGCCACCGAAAAUUGCUACGGACUACACGCUUGGCUUCCUCUGGCCCCCGGAUGGCCCGUCACUGAACUACUUUAUUACUGCUCGGCGCGAGCUCCUCGAUUUCAUUCGCUUGAAAUAUGACGUGAACAUCUACAUCAAGCCUGGUAUCCCGGACUACCUUUUCAUGUCUGGAAAUAAUGAGCGGGAUAUGUGCAUCAUUGCAUCUCGGUUCCGAGAGCUGUGGGAGAGGCUGAUGGUCCAGCACGAGACGGAAAUCAAGGUGUUCCUUGUUGCGGCACCCCGGGCGGAGCUUAUGAGAACUCAUGUGCUCCUGCAGAAGUCUGGUGGGCUCUCGACACCUGUCAUCUGUGGACCGGAACUGGCCCCAGACGUGGCCGCAAACUGGAAGACCACUGCAGAUGAGAUCAAGCUCAGCAACAAGAACAUGGUCACCACCCGCCUGAGGAAAGCACUGCAUGUGAUUCCUCAAUUCCGGGGAUUCCUGCAAAUGCGAGCAAAGUUCGGUUCGUUCGCGUUGCAACAGUGGCGCAAGCCGAAAGAUGGCACUUCCUAUGAGUUUUCGGAGUUUCGCGAGAUGCUUACCCACAUGAACACCGAGGGCCGUUUGCUCCCAGGAAUCCGGUUGCAGCAAGAUGAGAUCUUCAACCGAGUCAUGGAAUCAACCUUCCUUAAGCCCUGGGGUAAAGCCAAGAUCAAAUCGCUGUUGAGCCUGAUGCCUAGAUAUUCCGCCAACUUUGAGUACCAAGUGAACAAUGAUUCGGUGAUCCGCGUGGAGGCCAAAUUCUCUCUUCCUGUUGGCUCACAGGAGUUUGAAGUCAACGGAAUCCGUUGUUUCAAAUCAAAGCAAAUUGGUGCUCCUGUUGAUCGCCAGAUGCCAAUGCAGAUCAGCAUGAUUGACUUUGAAAGGUCCGACUGGCAACUUGAAGUGAAGGCUCUUGAACUUUGCCCUGAAAAUGAGAUCCCCCCAGAUCUAGACAAAUUUAUGCGUUCGAUUGGUUUCCAAUGGAACGCAAACGCAAAGAGCAUUGGAUCUGCCCCCAAGCGCAAGGCGAGGUUCUCCUAUGGUUCGCCAGUUAAGCGCUUCGUCGAGAAGGCCACAAUUCAGCUCCAAGUCAAAGACUCGCCGCAUGUAUUCGAGCUCGCCCGCUUCGACGAGUACACGUACGCGACUGGUCAAUGGUCGAUGAACCCCAAAGUGUCCUGGGGUGCAUCAUUGUUCAAUCCUGACUGGGACGAUAUACUGGGUGAACAGGCUGAUAUCAAGGUCCUCGACGUUUCCAAAGAUGCGUGUCUAUCGGUGUUCUUUCCCCCACCGGGGGAUGGUGAGGAACAAACGAACAAGCCGAAGACGGACGAUGAACUCCGCAAGGAGGCCGAAAUCCGAAAGGUGGAAGAGGAGAAGCAGCUGGGCCUUUUCAUGAGCACUGUCCAGCAGGUUGCGCGGAUGCUGGGGAACCCAGGUGCUGAGAUGCCAGAUGUUCUUGAGACUGAUCUCGGAAGUCUGUUCUAG
Molecule: messenger RNA, 2370 nt
Organism: Penicillium mononematosum
Lineage: Eukaryota; Fungi; Ascomycota; Eurotiomycetes; Eurotiales; Aspergillaceae
Exons: 11
Coding region: 1-2370 (789 amino acids)
Source: RefSeq, a predicted model, not a curated record